This is a messenger RNA of Spodoptera litura, 726 nucleotides long. RefSeq lists its product as uncharacterized. The record is from RefSeq and is a predicted model, not a curated record. NCBI's taxonomy places the organism in Eukaryota, Metazoa, Arthropoda, Insecta, Lepidoptera, Noctuidae.
CUGUACCUGAUCACUUUGUGCUAACUAUUAGGUCAAACCCUUCACUCGUGGAUUGUGCUGAAAAAGUGUUUGUCUUGUGUUCGUGUCGCCCGCGAAGUUCUCUCUUCUUUCACAAUGAAGUCCGUGGUGCUGUGCGUGCUGGUGGUGGUGGCUGCAGCGGCUGCUGCUCCUCAGAGGGAGGGAGCUGCCUACACACGGGAGGCCAUCAAGCAGGCACAGAACACACACCUCAUCCCCAAGGACGCAGAGAUCCAGAAGGUCCAGGAAGGUAUCGAGCUGGCAGCAUACGAGUCCAUCCCCGUGAACCAGAGGAUCAACCUGUUCGAGAUCCUGGGUGACCAGGUACCUUCCGAGGUCAUCAACAACCUGCAGGGACAGAUCGACCAGAUCGGUCACCGCCAGUAAUCUAUUAAUACUUAAGAAACAGUGCUUCACGACGACCAGUAGCAGCUGAAACAUACAUGGAGAAGAUGCGCACUGCUGAGUGGUGCAGUUCCAAUGGAAGCUGCUUGGCAAUUAUGGACGAUAAUGUGGUGGUCAGCUCGAGGCCACCCCCCACUGUUGCAACCGCUACUGGCCCCCGGUGAAGACACCGUCGAGAUAUAUUUAAUUUAUUGGUGACGCAAGUCGAGUACGAGACAGUGAAUGUGAUAUUGUGCAACAUCACCGUUUUAUACGUUUGUACAUAAAUAAUGUUAAAAAAUAAAUUGGUCGAACGAUGUCCAA